Penicillium daleae is the source of this 858-nucleotide messenger RNA. RefSeq names its product class I SAM-dependent methyltransferase. Lineage: Eukaryota; Fungi; Ascomycota; Eurotiomycetes; Eurotiales; Aspergillaceae. The coding region runs from base 1 to 858 and encodes 285 amino acids. The transcript has 5 exons. The record is from RefSeq and is a predicted model, not a curated record.
AUGGCAUCCGAAAAGCCCCAAGAAAGCGUUUACUAUUUGAAGCCUGGCGACGAGGAACGCGCCAGGCUGAACAAUCAACACCGAGUUCUGGUCCACAUUAUCGAAAAUGAAUUGCUGCACGCUCCCAUCGAUCCCUCGACUAUCGUCAAAAUUGCAGAUGUAGGAACAGGCACAGGUAUCUGGCUCGACGCUCUGGCUGCCCAUCUGGACCCUAUCCCGACAGCGAUCGGCCAACCCCGUCAAUACGACGGCCUUGAUAUGUCACCAGCCCACUUUCCGGCUUUUCACCCGGAAAACUUUCAUUACGAUGUCUACAACAUCCUCCAGCCUGUCCCAGAAGGAUUGAAAGGGAAAUAUGACUUGGUCCACGUGAGAUUGUUGGUGUCUGCGUUGUCAAAGGGUGACGUGAACACGGCAGUGGACAAUCUUGCUCAACUUUUACGACCUGGAGGGUGGAUUCAAUGGGAUGAGCUUGAUGGCGAAUCUUGGGCCGGCAGGGUCCCCAGCGCCCAUGUGAGGGAAAUGAACGAGCUUGUUAGAAAGCACAUGGAAACUAAGGGUAUGGAGCUAGAUGUCCCCGCUGCUUUUGUUAAAGCGGCAGAAGCUCAUCCUCGCCUUCAAAACGUGUCCGAGAGAAUCUUCAAUACAAUCAAAAGUGGGCCUGAGUUGAAGGAUGAUGUCAACUCGGUUUACCUAUGGUCGUGUACCACAUCUACCAAAAUGAUUCUUCAGGCAAGCGGAACGCCAGGAGCGGAGGAGGAAUUUAAACGGCUUUCCGAGGGUGCCAAGGCUGACAUCGAACGGGAUGGGAUUUUUUGGGAUUCUGAUGAACACGUCUUACUUGCACAGAAGAAAUAG